AUGACCAACUGUAUACUUACCGAGAGUGUGAUUGAUGAGAUGAAAGAAAAAAUGAGAAAUAUCUACGCAGAGCUGGGCAAAGUGGAGAAGAGUUGCACCGAAAAGAUUGAAGAUGUCUCACAGAUGAACGAAAACACGAUGUUAUCGCAUGAUCAGUGGAAUACCAUCACCUCGUUACACCAAGAGCUCCUUGAGAAACAUUACGACUUUUUUGUGGUUUCACAAGAUCUAGCAGCCAUCGCGACCAUAGGAAACCUGGCUGAAAAGCACAACAUGCCCGCCCGUAUGUGGAGUUACGGGAUCUAUCGUUACCUGGAACUGCUACGAAAACAUCGUGCUCACUCGCUCGACGUGCAAGAACAUUUGCUAAAUUUCACACGUCUAUCAUAUCUGAUGGUGACACUUCUUUUGGAGAGGAUAUCGCCUUUCAGGGAGAUCUGGACCGAAUGCCUGGGCGAUCUAGCGCGGUAUCGUAUGGCGGUGGAGGACACAGAUGGAGCGGAUCAAAGAACAUGGGCAGAGGUAUCGAGAUUUUGGUAUAACCACGCUACAGAUCAGUGUCCUGAAGCUGGUAGGAUUCAAAAUCACCUCGCUGUGAUCUCGCGCCCGGAUACAUUGCAGCAAUUUUUCUAUUACACCAAAGCACUGAUAAUCGCGCGCCCAUUCUCAGACGCGUGGGCAAGCAUGAAACAGCUGGUCCAUUCUAUUCCUGGGGCACCGGGUGAUAGGAACAUCUUGGUCAAUUCUUUUAUGGCUGCUCAUGGUGCCCGUAUCUUGGACUUGCCAGUUGAGCAGUUCGCUCUUCGGUCGAGGAUCUUCCUUACGAAUCUGCGCCAAGACGUCGGCCGUUUAGGUCAAGAAGCACAACAAGGCAUCUUUGUUACAUGCUGUAACAUCGGUGCAAUACUUCAAUAUGGCAACAAAGAUGGUUUCAUUGCCACGGAGUUCAAUUCAACCGACAAUACUACGCUUGGAGAUGCCUAUGCUCUCGCAAAACAGUGGGCGUCUAAAGCACACGUCGACCCAAACAGCCAUGUCAGUACCGAUUUAUCAUCUCAAUACGCAUUCAGUGCAAGCUCAUUCGCUUUUCAUACUUUGGCCAUCAUCCUCAACCAGCCUGAUGACUGGAACUUGCAGCCUGCUGUGCAUGUCUCUAUGGCCUUCCUGUGGUGCCUUACGCUCCACCCAGCAGUCAUCCAGCGACUUGAGCGGCUGGUCCCAUGGUCGAUACUUGCCAACUACCUGAACAGUCUGUUUCAGCCCAACGUCAAUAUUUCAACGAUCAAAGGCAAAUCAUUCCCCCGCAUUGAUGGCACCACCCCACAGCAGCUGCCGGAGGACCUUUUAAUUAGAGGCCACACUUGGAGCCGACUUUACUACCCUGCCAUGUUUUUCGACGCGACAGCCAUGGCAGAGGACAGGCCAUUGAUUGAGGAUCCUUCCACAAUGCUCCUUAGAGUACACAGGUGCCUGUGGCUUGGAAUGCAGAUCGCAUCGGUCUGCCUCACCCGAAUUCACUAUAAUGUACUCUGGUCUAACCUAGUUCUGAUUUAG
Penicillium crustosum is the source of this 1554-nucleotide messenger RNA. RefSeq lists its product as uncharacterized. Gene Ontology annotation, biological process: nuclear-transcribed mRNA catabolic process, nonsense-mediated decay. Bases 1 to 1554 code for a protein of 517 amino acids. NCBI's taxonomy places the organism in Eukaryota, Fungi, Ascomycota, Eurotiomycetes, Eurotiales, Aspergillaceae. Gene Ontology annotation, molecular function: telomeric repeat DNA binding; telomerase RNA binding; protein binding. Gene Ontology annotation, cellular component: telomerase holoenzyme complex. The record is from RefSeq and is a predicted model, not a curated record. The transcript has a single exon.